Molecule: messenger RNA, 1918 nt
Organism: Syngnathoides biaculeatus (alligator pipefish)
Lineage: Eukaryota; Metazoa; Chordata; Actinopteri; Syngnathiformes; Syngnathidae
Product: arrestin domain-containing protein 1-like
Exons: 10
Coding region: 453-1535 (360 amino acids)
Biological process (GO): protein transport
Cellular component (GO): cytoplasm
Molecular function (GO): ubiquitin-like ligase-substrate adaptor activity; ubiquitin protein ligase binding
Source: RefSeq, a predicted model, not a curated record
ACUGUAGCUCACAAGACAUAAUUCCAUAUAAUGUACAUUGUAAUUUUACACAGCACAACGACGAAAGUUGAGAUUGUCGUGACGUAGCCAAGGGGCCGGCUUGGGAGCGGUUUGAUCGCACAGGAAAGAGGUUUACAGCCCUGGCGAAUCCAUCUCAGGAACAGUGACCGUUAAAGUGGGCCAAAAGCUACCCUGUAAAGCUAUUAAGGUGAAUUGUAAUGGUUUCUGUGGCAUCACCAGUAAAGUAAACGAAACAACAUGGACGGUGGAAGAACAGUACUUCAAUAAUACAGUCUCUGCAGCAGACAAAGAAUGUUUAUAGAGAUGACACCCGGGCUUUAAGCAACACAUUUCGGGGUCAUUGUCCCCCAUUACCCGCAGAUGGGACCAUCUCCAUCUCGUUGCGUUAUGGUACUCUGAAACAAGGAAAUCACACUUUUCCCUUCAAGUUUAUGAUUCCAGGCUCUGCUCCAACAUCAUUUGAGGGCAAUUAUGGUAGGAUACUAUAUCGAAUAAGAGCUUUCAUUGACACACCACGCUUUACCAAAGACUACACCACAGAGAAAGUGUUCUACCUGUUGGACCCCCUCAACCUAAACAAGAUUCCAGACAUAUGGGGACCUUGCUCCUCUUCAGUGAUCCAGGAGUUUAGCUACAUGCUAUUAAAAACUGGCACAGUGAUCCUGAAAGCCCAGAUUGACAAAAAAGGUUACACACCAGGCCAGAUUAUUCAUCUGUCAACUACCGUCCACAAUAAAUCUGAGAAGAGGACAGGCAACAUAAAAGCCUCCCUGAUGCAGAGAGUAACCUAUCAGACAAAAAGACCUAUCCAUGAUGUGAGGGCCAUUGCAGAGUUGGAAGGAGGUCAAGUUAAGGCUGGCAAGGAGUUGGAGUGGAAGGAGCAGAUAAUUGUUCCUCCUCUUCCUCAGUCGUCCCUUUUUGGCUGUGAACUUAUAAAGAUUGAAUACCUUGUUAAGGUCAGUUUGAAGUCUCCAAAUGUCCUCUUGACGUUACCACUCCACAUAGGGAAAGUUCCUUUGGACGACAAGUUCCGGCUGUCCAAAAAUGAAGAUUGUCUGUCUUCUGCCCUUGUUGAGGAUUCAUCAUCUACCUCAGCUUCUACCAACGCAUCGAUUUCAUCUUCUGUUGCCUCAAAACCUGGGCCUCGUCCUGCUCCUCGGUCCAGACUUUCAUAUCGUGAUACUCCAAGUGCUCCGCCGGCCGAAUUUCACCAAGCAGCUGCUGAUGUUACACCUAUGAGUGGCAGCUUGACCCACAGGUGGCACUCCCAACAUGUGUCGCCAAGUGGAUUUAGUUAUGCUCCUGGCCUCUCUUUCUCUAACAGCCAUCAGAAUCAGACAGGCUUGAAUCCUGAAGGAACUCCAGGCAGUGGUUCCACAAGGACUGCAGCUCCUCUUUCCAGUUUGAACACUGCUAGCCCAGUGUUAACGCCAAUUAUCCUUCCUCCACACUACGAGACCUCGACAUACCCACAAGAUGCUCCUCCUUCCUAUGAUGAAAGUUGUAACACAUAAUCUGAUUGAAGGAACAGGAAACAUACUGGGAUGACAACGUCAAAUGGUGGACGUAGCGGCAAUGCAUGCUUACAAAUGGAUCAGAUUUGUUAUCUUGCAAGACAAAUUUGUAUUUUGAAUAUACUUACGUUUUUUUCUCAUAAUUUUCAUUAGAACAGGUCAGAGCUUGUAUAAUGUAGUAUUCAAUUGGAAUAUUAAAAGUGAAAUGGUUUUCUUUGCCAUUGGUGUCAAGAGUUGACCUUUUCAAUGUCUUUAACUGUUCUAUAACUGAGCAUAAUAUGUAAUAAUUGAAGCACGUGAAGUAACAAAAAUCUUUGUCAGUUUGAAUUGCACUAGCUCAAUAAAACAUUCUUCCACAAACGCAGUCACACUUGACUCGCGCU